AUGGACGAUGAAGACUCUGAGUUCUCACAGAAGGAUCCGACGUCCUAUGCCCCCCCGGCCGACAGAUCUGAUCCUGGACUGAAGAAUGUGGACGGCCCUGGUGGAGAGGAAGAGGAAGAGAAGGAGGAAGGAGGAGGAGCAGACACAGCUUUGACCAAACUCAGGCCUCCUCAGCUUCUUCUCCACAGAGAUGUGAUUGGCAGAGGACACCGGCGAAUCGGAGGUCAGAAUCCCAGAGCCAUCAACAUGUCUCCUCCGGCAGCUGCUCCGCCCCUGACUGCCGCCACCUCAGUGUCGGGGACAAGGACGGCGCUGCUGUCCAAUGAGGUGAGGAGAGAGAAUGCGAAGCAAGCGAGAGCCAUCAGGGAGGAGAGACGAGGGACGCUGGACGCCCGACAUAAGUACUUGAUCAGCCGGCUGGCCGACGCUGGGACACUGGGCGAGGCGGAGGUGGAGGACGCUGUUAUCUCUGACGACAAGUUCCGUCUAAUCGAUGACUUCUUCGCUGCAAAUGGAUCCAAGAAGCUGAUUUUCUUCUAUCAGGACAUGAAGCAGAACCUGUCGUCCACUCAGUCGUCCUCUGUGGACGUGUUGUCCUCGGCCGUCGCUCAGAGGAAACUCUUCCUCACCACCGCGAACUCUGAGCCUUUACUGGGGAAGUGUCUGUUCUUCCUGAGAACCACAGACAAGGCUAUAACCCCCGCCAACAUACAGCAGGAGGUGACCCUCGGCCUGUUGGACUGCAGCGGCGGCAGCUUCCUGCACGGCGUGGAGACUCUGCUGCUGGACGUCCUGGUACCGGCUCUCAGGUCCCAGCAGACGGGAGCUUCCUCUCCCGACCUCCAGACCUUCCAGUCGUCUGUGGAUCAGUUUGUCAGUAAUCUGAACUCGGCCCGACUCAACGUGGAGAGAAAGUUCCAGCUGAAGCCGGUUGACCUCCCUGACGCCAUCGAGCAGCUGAGGCUCCCCGUGGAUUACACCUCUGCAGCCAAUAACAGCGAGCUGGUGGAGCGUCUGGAGGGCGUGGUCUCGGUGUGGACCAAUCAGAUCAAGCAGGUGCUGACGGAGAGCGAGCAGAUGAGGAAGGAGGCGGAUGACGUCGGACCCUCGGCGGAGCUGGAGCACUGGAAGAGACGCCUGGUGACCUUCAACAGUCUGAUGGAGGAGUUGAAGAGUCCUCAGGUGAAAAGGACUCUGGGAGUUCUGCAGGUCGCCAGGUCCCGAGCGAUACGAGUCUGGAGAGAGCUGGACAGAGACAUCACUGUGGUGUCUAACGAGGCCAAAGACAACGUGAAGUACCUGAACACCCUGAACAAGUUCUUUAGGCCUCUGAGGAAAUGCACUCCGACUGGUUUGCUGGAGCACCUCCCCGGGCUGAUGAUGAGCAUCAGGAUGAUUCUCACCUUCUCUCAGUUCUACAACAGCUCAGAGAAGAUGACGUCUCUGCUGCUGAAGGUCACAAACCAGAUGAUGUCGUCCUGUAGGAGCUUCCUGCUGCAGAGCGUCAGCCACAUCUGGGGCCAGAGCAGGUCAGUGUUGUUGCAGCGUAUCUCUGAGUGCUGUCAUCUGAAGGUUCAGUACCAGAGGAGUUUCCAGUCAGUCAGAGAUAAGCUGAGAGAAAAUCCUGAGAUGAGACAGUUUGACCUCAGUGAAAACUACAUCUUUGGGAAGUUUGAUGCUUUCUGCAGACGUCUUGAGAAGAUUGCUGACAUGGCGUCUACGCUGGAGAGUCUGACCGCUCUGCAAAACAUGAAGGUAGAGGGUGUUGAGAAGAUUUACGUUCAAUACCAGAGCAUCGUCUGCAUAACUGAGUCCAAGACCUACGACUUCCUGGACCACCGCAACCUGGAGUUUGACAGUGACUACACAGACUUCCAGCUGCAAGUUCAGAGUUUGUUCCAGUCUCUUCAGUCUCUGCUCGACUUCUGGUUCCAUCAGUCUCUCACUACAGAGCAGAUGCUCGAUCUACUGGUUGUGUUUGAGUCUCUUCCUGCGUCGCCUCUGGAUCUGAAGCUUCAUUAUCUGCAGCUGCUGCAGUUUUACGGCAGAGAGCUAGAGCUGCUGAGGAGGACAUACGAGAGACAGAGAGAGAGACCGACCAUUGGACGCAACCUGCCUCCGGCGGCAGGCCGGGUGCUGUGGUGUCGUCACCUGUUCCGGAGGGUUGAAUCCCCCAUGUUGAUCCUGAAGAAGAAACUGAACAUCCUGAAGGGACCAGAGAUGAGCAAAGUGAUCCGCAGCUACAACAAGAUGGCGCUCAUGCUGCUGCAGUACGAGGAGGUGCAGCUGCAGGGCUGGGUUCAGACUGCAGAGAGGGCACCGCACUGCCUCAGCGCCGCCCUGCUGGUCCGACAUCAAAACUGCAAGGAGGUCUCGGUGAACCUGGACCCGGUGGUGCUGGAGGUUCUGCAGGAGUUUCGCUGGAUGACCAAACUCGGGGUGUUUGUGCCAAAGGUCCUCGUGAAGAUGACGUCCAGAGAAUCAGAAAUCAAAGCUCUUCACAACCAGCUGCAGGAGCUGCUUCUGGACUACCGCUCGGUCGUUGACGGGAUCCCGGCUCCUCUCUUCCCCCUGAUGCAGCCCUUCAUCGGCCGGGUGGAGGCGGCGCUCUCCCCCGGACUCACCACACUGUCCUGGACCGCUCUCAACACCGACGCAUUCAUACAGAGUGUGUAUGUGGCCCUGGAGGAGCUGGAGCAGGUUUCUAAAGCCGCCACAGAUCUGUUGGAGUGUCGUGUGGAUCGGCUGCUUCAGGCCGUGUCCUCCUGCCGCCUGCUGGUCCUGCCUGAAGACUCCCCCGUCUCACCUCAACACCUCCUGCUGCAGACAGACGCCUCAGUCCGAGCUGCUGCCGUCACUCUGAACUGGCAGAGUCAGCAGGUGGAGAAAUAUGUGUUUGAGCUGAUUGAGGAGCUGAAGAAGAAGAUGAAGCCGACAGAGACUGUUAAUCUGGAGGGAUCUUUCCAGUGUCUCCACCCAGACUCCAAACAGAAGACUCGCUGUCAGUCUUGUCUUCCUUGUCGUUUCUACAACCUGAUUGGUCAGCUCUGUCAUCGCAGCACUGAAGCUCUGGUCAAAGCCACCAAAUCAUCUCUGGACGCCCUGAGGAGGAGACUCCAUGUCGUUAAAUACCAGUCGUCCUCCGGCUCCUCUUCCUCCUCCAGCAGCCGCCCGGCUCCUCCUCCUCUCCUCAGAGCCUCCAUCCAGCUCGCCAUCCCCAACAUCGUCCUCCGACCCAGUCUGGACGACAUUCAGACCACAGUGAAUAAUCUGGUGAACCUGGUGUUGUCUGUGACCAGAGACAUUCCUCUGUGGACGUUCUCUCACCUGCAGUACAGACAGCAGCAGGUGGAGCAGGCGGCGCUUCGCGACGCUGGAGACGACGUCACGGUGAAGCCGCCGGUGCUCCGGCCUCUGGAGCGACAGCUGGCCGAACACAAAGACGUCACCAAGCUGGUGAUGCAGCUCAGCUCCGAGGUGUCGUCUCUGAGGAGCCCGGCUGCUGAGACGCUGAACGAGCUCGCUCACUUCUCCGCUCUGUGGAACCAGGAGCCAGAGGAGCAGGUGCAGAUCUUUCUGAGAUCGGAGCCGUCGCUCACAGAGUUCAGUUCUCAGAUCUGCUUCUACUCUAAGCUGGAGGUGCAGAUUUGGGAGCUCCCUCUGUCUCGUACGAUUGGUUCCAUCGUCUUCCACACCGACGAGCUGAAGCUAGCUCUGACGCAGGAGUGUCGCCUGUGGAAACAAGCCUUCGGUGCGGCGCUCAACCGCCGGGCGUCCGCCGACAUGGACGCCAUCUUCACGUUUGUGGACGGGAUGACGAAGAGUCUGCAGCGUCCAAUCACAGACCUGGAGGACGUCCGAGGAGCCAUGUCGGCGCUCAGAGAGGUUCGGGAGGCGGAGGUUCGUGUGGACGCCUCCAUCGGCCCAGUCGAGGAAUCCUUCGCUCUGCUCCUCAAACACGAGCUGCUGGUUAAUGACGGGAACGCCGAGCGCGUGGACGGCCUGACGUACGCCUGGAAGAACCUCAACGCCCUGGUGGUGCAGAACCAGAACACUCUGGUGAAGAUCCAACCCAGCAUGAAGGCAGACCUGCUGUCCGCAGUCCAGAGCUUCCAGAGCAACGUUCACGACUACUGCACCAAGUACAACCAAAGGGGUCCCGGCGUGGAGGGCGUGGCUCCAGUUGAAGCCAGUGAGCGUCUGCAGAGUUUCCAGUCAGACUUGGAUCAGCUGUGGAGGAAGUUCAUCACCUACUCAGGAGGAGAGGAGCUGUUCGGUUUGACUGUUCAAGAGUAUCCAGAGCUGCAGAGGAUCAAGAGGGAGCUCUCUCUUCUGUCCAAACUUUACAGUUUAUAUAACUCCGUCAUCGACAGCGUGACUGGAUACUACGACUUCCUGUGGGCGGGGCUGGACAUCGAGAAGAUGAACCUGGAGCUGCAGGACUUCCAGAACAGGAUCAGGAAGCUUCCGAAGGCGUUGAAGGAGUGGCAGGCGUUUAGAGAUCUGAAGAAGACCAUCGAUGACUUCACUGAGUCCUGCCCUCUGCUCUACAUGAUGGCCAACAAGGCGAUGCUGCCCAGACACUGGACUCGUCUCAGUGAGUUGACCGCUCACAGCUUCCAGGUGGAAUCAGAGAGCUUCUCUCUCAGAAGCAUCAUGGAGGCUCCGCUGCUCAAACACAAAGAGGACAUUGAGGACGUCUGCAUCAGUGCCGUGAAGGAGCGAGACAUCGAGGCCAAGCUGAAGGACGUCGUGGCCGAGUGGAGCAGCCAGAGCCUCAGCUUCGCCCCCUUCAGGACCAGAGGAGAACUGCUGCUGAGAGGAGCCGACACCGUGGAGAAAGUCUCCAUGUUGGAGGACGGCCUGAUGGUGCUGACCUCACUGCUGAGCAACAGGUACAACGCUCCGUUCAAGCCGUCCAUCCAGCUCUGGAUCCAGAAACUCUCCAACACGUCCGAGAUCAUCGAGAAGUGGUUGUCGGUUCAAAACCUCUGGAUCUACCUGGAGGCCGUGUUCGUGGGCGGAGACAUCGCCAAACAGCUGCCUCAGGAAGCGAAACGUUUCCUGAACAUCGACAAGUCCUGGCAGAGGAUCAUGCAGCGAGCUCACGAGCUCCCCAACGCCGUGCAGUGCUGCGUGGGAGACGAGACGCUCAGCCAGCUGCUGCCUCACCUGCUGGAGCAGCUGGAGCUGUGUCAGAAGUCUCUGUCCGGUUACCUGGAGAAGAAACGACUGGUGUUCCCUCGCUUCUUCUUCGUGUCCGACCCCGCCCUGCUGGAGAUCCUGGGUCAGGCGUCGGACUCGCACACCAUCCAGGCUCAUCUCCUGAGUCUGUUCGACAACGUGAGCCGAGUGGUGUUCAGUGAGAAGCUCUACGACCAGAUGCUCAGCUUCCAGUCUCAGGAAGGAGAAACUGUGGAGCUGAGUCAACCCGUCCUGGCUCAGGGGAACGUGGAGGUGUGGUUAGUGCAGCUGCUCGCCGGCGUCCGACACACGCUCCACGCCAUCAUCCGUCAGGCCUACGUGGCGACCACUGAGCCGGGCCUGAAGCUGCUGGACUUCCAGGCAGCGUUCCCAGCGCAGGUCGGCCUCCUGGGGAUCCAGAUGAUCUGGACCAGAGACGCAGAAGAAGCACUAGUCCUCAGCAAGUCUGACAAGAAGGUCAUGCAGACGACCAAUCAGAAGUUCAUGGACCUCCUCAACGAGCUGAUCGACAUGACGACGAAGGAGCUGAGCAGAAACGAGAGGACGCAGUAUGAGACGCUCAUCACCAUCCACGUCCACCAGAGGGACAUCUUUGACGAGCUGGUGCGCCUGAACGUUCGGUCUGCGUUGGACUUCGAGUGGCAGAAGCAGUCGAGGUUUUACUUCCUGGAGGAGACGGACAGAUGCGUCAUUCAGAUCACAGACGUGGAGUUCAGCUACUGCAACGAGUACCUGGGCUGUACAGACAGACUGGUCAUCACUCCGCUGACUGACAGGUGCUACAUCACUCUAUCGCAGGCCCUGGGGAUGAGCAUGGGCGGAGCUCCGGCAGGUCCGGCAGGAACAGGUAAAACAGAGACCACGAAGGACAUGGGUCGCUGUCUGGGCAAAUACGUGGUGGUUUUCAACUGCUCGGACCAGAUGGACUACAGAGGACUGGGACGUAUUUAUAAAGGUCUGGCUCAGUCCGGAGCCUGGGGCUGCUUCGAUGAGUUCAACCGCAUCGAGCUGCCGGUCCUGUCAGUCGCCGCCCAGCAGAUCUACGUCGUCCUGCAGUGCAAGAAGAACAAGAAGAAGCAGUUUGUCUUCACAGACGGAGACGUGGUGGACAUGGACCCGGAGUUCGGCAUCUUCAUCACCAUGAACCCUGGAUACGCCGGGCGCCAGGAGUUGCCCGAGAACCUGAAGAUCCAGUUCCGCACAGUAGCCAUGAUGGUCCCGGACCGAGCCAUCAUCAUGAGGGUCAAACUGGCCAGUGCCGGUUUUCGUGACAACCAGGUUCUCAGCAGGAAGUUCUACACCCUCUACAAACUGUGUGAGGAGCAGCUCUCCAAACAGGUCCAUUAUGAUUUUGGUCUGAGGAACAUUUUGUCAGUUUUGAGGACGCUGGGCGCCGUGAAGAGAUCCAACCCGUCAGAGCCAGAGAAGACCGUGGUGAUGAGGGUCCUGAGAGACAUGAACCUUUCCAAACUGGUGGAUGAGGACGAACCUUUGUUCAUGAGUCUGAUCAACGACCUGUUUCCUGGGAUCGUUCUGGAUAAGGCCGGGUAUCCAGACCUGGAGACGUCCAUCUUCAGUCAGGCUCAGAGGGCCGGUCUGAUCCCUCACCCGCCCUGGAUCCUCAAACUGGUUCAGCUCUACGAGACGCAGAGAGUCCGACACGGUAUGAUGACGUUGGGUCCCAGCGGCGCCGGGAAGACGAGCUGCAUCCACACCCUGAUGAAGGCCAUGUCGGAAUGUGGCUCCCCGCACCGGGAGAUGAGGAUGAACCCCAAAGCCAUCACGGCCGCGCAGAUGUUCGGCACGCUGGACGUCACCACCAACGACUGGACCGACGGCAUCUUCUCCACCCUGUGGAGGAAGACGCUCAAGGCCAAGAAGGGGGAGUAUAUCUGGAUUGUGCUGGAUGGUCCUGUUGAUGCGAUCUGGAUCGAGAACCUGAACUCGGUCCUGGACGACAACAAAACUCUGACGCUGGCGAACGGAGACAGAAUCGCCAUGGCGCCCUGCUGCAAGAUCGUCUUUGAGCCCCACAACAUCGACAACGCGUCCCCGGCCACGGUGUCCAGGAACGGGAUGGUGUUCAUGAGCUCGUCGGUGCUCGGCUGGAGCCCCAUCCUGGAGGCGUGGCUUCAGACGCUCCCGGAGCCGCAGGCCGACGCCCUCAGACUCUGCUUCGACUCCUGCUACCAGGACGUGGUGGACUUUGUCUUCACUGCUGUGUCUCCUAAGAUGCAGGUGCUGGAGUGUAUGUACAUCAGACAGACUGUGGACCUGCUGCAGGGUCUGCUCCCAGCCGCGGAGGAGAAGCCCGGCUGCCACGUGGACGUCGGUCGCCUGUUUAUGUUCGUGGUCAUGUGGUCGCUCGGCGCGCUGCUGGAGCUGGACGACAGAGCCAAGAUGGAGGCCUUUCUCAAGGGACACGGCUCGUCUCUGGACCUGCCGCACACUCAGGACGACCAGACGAUCUUCGAGUUCACCAUCAAUGAGCAGGGGCAGUGGGAGCACUGGUCCAACAAGGUCCCAGAGUACGUCUACCCCAAAGACCACGUCCCAGACUACUCGUCCAUCCUGGUUCCAAACGUGGACAACGUGAGGACGGACUUCCUGACGCAGACCAUCAUGAAGCAGAGAAAAGCUGUGCUGCUGAUCGGAGAGCAGGGAACCGCCAAGAGCGUCAUGAUUAAAGGCUACACUGGUAAGCUGGACCCGGAGCUCCACCUCAGUAAGACGCUCAACUUCUCGUCUGCCACGCUGCCCGGCAUGUUCCAGAGAACCAUCGAGAGCUACAUCGACAAGAGGAUGGGCGCCACCUACGGGCCGCCGGCCGGGCGCAGGAUGACUGUUUUCAUAGAUGACAUCAACAUGCCCGUUAUCAACGAAUGGGGAGACCAGAUAACCAAUGAGAUUGUGCGUCAGCUGAUGGAACAGGGAGGUUUCUACAGUUUGGAUCGUCCAGGAGAGUUUAUCACCGUGGUCGAUGUUCAGCUGGUGGCGGCCAUGAUCCUCCCCGGUGGCGGUCGGAACGACAUCCCUCAGCGUCUGAAGAGACAGUUCUCCAUCUUCAACUGCACGCUGCCCUCCAACUCCUCCAUCGAUCUGAUCUUCAGCACCGUGGCUCAGGGGUACUUCUGCCCGGAGAGAGGCUUCCCCCCCGACGUCUGCCACCUCGCCGCCGCCCUGGUGCCCACCACCAGGCGGGUGUGGCAGGCCGUCAAGGCAAAGAUGUUACCGUCUCCUGCAAAGUUUCAUUAUAUUUUCAACCUGAGGGACCUGAGCAGAAUCUGGCAGGGGAUCCUGACUGUGAGGUCAGACGUGUGUCAGAGCUCCGCCCUCCUCGCCGCUCUCUUCCAUCAUGAAUGUUUCAGAGUCAUCGCCGACCGCUUCAUCGACAGCAGCGACCAACAAACCUUCAGCUGCAUCAUGGAGAAGAUCACAGAGGAGGAUCAUGGGAGAUCUGUGACUGAGCACCCCCAGUGGGACAGUUGCUUCGUGGACUUCCUGCGUGACGCUCCGGAGGCGACGGGGGACGAACCCGAAGACGCCGAGCUGGAAGCGCCGAAGGUGUACGAGCCGAUCCCGUCCCUGGACAUCCUGGCCGAGCGGCUCUCUGUUUUCCAGGAGCAGUUCAACGAGGCGGCACGAGGAGGAGCCAUGGACCUGGUCUUCUUCAAGGACGCCAUGACACACCUGAUGCGGAUCUCACGGAUCCUGCGGACGCAGCAGGGGAACGCCCUGCUGGUCGGGGUGGGGGGGUCGGGGAAGCAGAGCCUGACGAGGCUGGCUUCGUUUAUCGCAGGAUACCAAACCUUCCAGAUCACAAUGACCAGGUCGUACAACAGCAGUAACCUGCUGGAGGAUCUGAAGGCUCUGUAUCGUAUCGCCGGUCAGCAGGGGGGAGGAGUCACGUUCCUCUUCACCGACAACGACAUCAAAGACGAAGCGUUCCUCGAAUACAUGAACAACGUCCUGGCCAGCGGCGAAGUCUCCAACCUGUUUGCUCGCGACGAGCUGGACGACAUCACCCAGGAUCUGAUCCCGGUCAUGAAGAGAGAGCACCCCCGCCGACCUCCGACCUCAGAGAACCUGUACGACUUCUUCCUGUCCCGCGUGCGGAGCAACCUCCACGUCGUGCUCUGCUUCUCGCCGGUCGGGGAGAAGUUCCGGACUCGUGCUCUGAAGUUCCCGGGGCUGAUAUCAGGCUGCACGGUGGACUGGUUCCAGCGCUGGCCUCGGGACGCCCUGGUCGCUGUGUCGCAUCACUUCCUGUCUCAGUACCAGGACCUCCGCUGCUCCGAGGACGUGAAGCACAGCGUGGUGGUGACCAUGGGAACCUUCCAGGACCUGGUGGCGGAGAAAUGUGCCGAGUACUUUGAACGUUUCCGCCGUCAAACGUUUGUGACGCCAAAGUCGUACCUGUCCUUCAUCGACAGCUACAAGAUCAUCUACGCCGAGAAGAUCGCUCACGUGGGCACGCUGGCCGAGCGCAUGAAGACAGGUCUGUGUAAACUGAUGGAGGCGGAGCAGUCGGUGUCUCAACUCUCCAAGGAGCUGGUGCUGAAGGAGCAGGAACUCGCUGUCGCCUCCCAGAGGGCAGAUGAGGUCCUGCUGGAGGUCACCGCCAAAGCUCAGGCUGCUGAAAAGGUGAAGCAGCAGGUGCAGAAGGUGAAGGACAAAGCUCAGCUCAUCGUCAACGAGAUCGAAGUCGACAAAACAGCAGCACUGUCCAAACUGGAGGCUGCGAAACCAGCGCUGGAGGCUGCUGAGGCUGCACUGCAGACCAUUAAACCCUCGGACAUCGCCACCGUGAGGAAGCUGCAGAAGCCUCCUCAUCUCAUCAUGAGGAUCAUGGACGUGGUGCUGCUGCUGUUCCAGAGGAAGAUCGACCCGGUGACCCCUGACCCGGAGCGACCUUGUCUACGACCUUCGUGGGCUGAGGCCAUGAAGCUGAUGCAGAACUCCUCGUUCCUCAGCAUGUUGCUCAACUUCAGCAAGGACUCCAUCACAGAGGAGGUGGUGGAGCUGCUCGCUCCUUACCUGGAGGUGGACGACUACAACUUGGAGUCCGCCAAGAGGAUCUGUGGGAACGUGGCGGGACUCUGCGCCUGGACUCAGGCCAUGGCUGACUUCUUCUCCAUCAACAAGGAGGUGCUGCCCCUGAAGGCUAACCUGGCCCUGCAGGAGGCCCGUCUCCAGGUGGCUCAGGCUGAACUGGGUAAAGCUCAGGAGCAGCUGGACACGAAGCAGCGAGAGCUCGACGCCGUGCAGGCGCUUUACGACGCUGCCAUGAAGGAGAAGCAGGACCUGGAGGACGACGCCCAGGCCUGCCGCCAGAAGAUGGCCAAUGCCACGGCUCUGAUCGACGGGCUGGGGGGGGAGAAGGUCCGUUGGACGGACAGCAGUGCCGGGUUCCAGACGCAGAUCGACCACCUGGUCGGAGACGUCCUUCUGUCCAGCGGCUUCCUGUCGUACGCCGGCCCCUUCAACCAGGAGUACCGGCGCCUCCUGCUGGAGCUGUGGAAGAAGGAGAUGGAGGCGCAGCUCAUUCCCUUCAGUCCUGACUUGAAUGUGAUUGGUCUGCUGGUGGACACCACCACAGUGGGCGAGUGGAACCUGCAGGGGCUACCCAGCGACGACCUGUCCAUCCAGAACGGCAUCGUGGUGACCAAGGCGUCACGCUACCCCCUGCUGAUCGACCCCCAGGGUCAGGGCAAGACCUGGAUCCAGAGCAGAGAGCGAGACCAGCAGCUGCAGGUGACGUCUCUGAACCAUAAAUAUUUCCGAUCCCACCUGGAGGACAGUCUGUCUCUGGGGCGCCCCCUGCUGCUGGAGGACGUCGGGGAGGAACUGGACCCGGUCCUCGACAACAUACUGGACAAGAACUAUCUCAAGUCUGGGUCCACAUACAAAGUGAAGCUGGGAGACAAGGAGGUGGACGUGAUGAAGGGCUUCACGCUCUACAUCACCACCAAGCUCGCCAACCCGGCCUACAGCCCCGAGGUCAGCGCCAGGACGGCCGUGGUGGACUUCACCGUCACCCAGCGAGGCCUGGAGGACCAGCUGCUGGGACGGGUCAUUCUGCUGGAGAAACAGGAGCUGGAGGCGGAGCGGGUGAAGCUCCUGGAGGAGGUGACGUCCAACAAGAGGAAGAUGCAGGAGCUGGAGGACAGUCUGUUGUUCAGGCUGACGAGCACACAGGGCUCCCUGGUGGAGGACCAGUCUCUGAUCGAGGUGCUGAGGGUCACCAAGACCACGGCUCAGGAGGUGAGCGAGAAGCUAUCGGUGGCGGCGGAGACGGAGGUGAAGAUUAACCAGGCCAGGGAGGAGUACCGUCCAGUGGCCACCAGAGGGAGCAUCCUCUACUUCCUGAUCGUGGAGAUGUCGCUGGUGAACAUCAUGUACCAGACGUCGCUGCGGCAGUUCCUCGGGCUCUUCGACUCGUCCAUGCAGAACUCGGCCCGGUCGCAGGUCACCUCCAAACGCAUCUGCAGCAUCAUCAGCUUCCUCACGUACCAGGUUUACUGUUACACGUCCAGAGGUCUGUACGAGGAGCACAAGCUGCUCUUCACUCUGCUCCUGGCCCUGAAGCUGGACCUGCAGGCCCGGACCAUCUCCCAGCCCGAGGUGCUCACCUUCAUCAAAGGCGGGGCCUCUCUGGACCUGAACUCUGUAGAACCUAAACCACGACGCUGGAUCCUGGACCAGACGUGGCUGAACCUGGUGCAGCUGUCGGUUCUGCCUCAGUUCAGUCAGAUCCUGACUCAGGUGGGUCAGAACGAACGGACCUGGAGGAGCUGGUUCGACCUCCCGGCUCCAGAGGAAGCCGCGCUGCCCGACGGGUACGAGGAAAAGCUCGACACCUUCCGGAAGCUUCUGCUGAUCCGGAGCUGGUGUCCGGACCGAACCAUCGCUCAGGCGCGACGCUACAUCUCCCAGUCGCUGGGUCAACAGUACGCUGAAGGUUUGGUUCUGGACCUGGACGCCAUGUUGGCAGAGAGCGACUACCGGACGCCAAUGGUCUGUCUGCUGUCGAUGGGCUCGGACCCGACUGAGAACAUAGAGCGGCUCGCCAAGAACAAGGGGGCGCCGUGCUCGCCCAUCUCCAUGGGGCAGGGCCAGGAGAUUCACGCUCGCAGGCUAUUGGCCAAUAGCAUGACAGAUGGAGGCUGGCUCCUCCUCCAGAACUGCCACCUGGGACUGGACUUCCUGGAUGAGCUGCUGGAGACGGUCACCAAGGCAACCCCGGAGAACGUGCACAGUGGUUUCCGGGUGUGGCUGACGACCGACGUGCACCCGCGAUUUCCCAUCACCUUCCUUCAGUCGUCCAUCAAGUUCACCAACGAACCUCCUCUUGGAAUGAAAGCCGGACUGAAGAGAACCUUUAAUGGUGUGACCCAGGACCAGUUAGAGAUCAGCAACCUGCCUCAGUGGAAACCUCUCCUCUACGCUGUGGCCUUCCUCCACACCACGGUCCAGGAGCGUCGUAAGUUCGGUCCUCUGGGCUGGAACAUCCCGUACGAGUUCAACCAGGCCGACUUCACCUCCAGCGUCCAGUUUGUCCAGAACCACCUGGACGACCUGGACUCCAAGAGAGGCGUGAACUGGAGCUGCCUUCGCUACAUGCUGGGUGAGGUCCAAUAUGGCGGCAGAGUAACCGACGACCUGGACAAGUGUCUCCUGAACACCUUCACUCGUGUCUGGUUCAGCGAGAACACGUUCAGCGAAAAGUUCUGUUUCUACAAAGGCUACAGCGUCCCCUCCAAGGUCAGGACGGUCCAGGACGUCCUGCAGCACAUCGAGUCCCUGCCGCCGGUGGACUCUCCUGAGGUGUUCGGGCUCCACCCCAACGCUGACAUCACAUACCAGACCAACCUGGCCAAUGAGACGCUCAGCACCAUUAUCAACAUCCAACCAAAAGACAGCGGGGGAGGGGCUGGGGAGACCAGGGAAACCAGCGUGCAGAGGCUGGCCAAUGAGAUGCUGGAGAAGCUGCCACCUGACUACGUCCCGCAUGAGGUUAAAGGUCAACUGCAGAAGAUGGGUCCACUUCAGCCAAUGAACAUCUUCCUCCGACAGGAAGUGGAGCGCAUGCAGCGAGUCAUCAGCAGCGUCCGGAGCACGCUCACUGACCUCAAGCUGGCCAUCGAUGGCACCAUCAUCAUGGCGGAGGACCUGCGUGAUGCUCUCGACUGCAUGUUCGAUGCCCGGAUCCCUCGCCUGUGGCUGCGGCUCAGCUGGCCGUCGGCCACGUUGGGUUUCUGGUUCAGUGAGUUACUGGAGAGGAACCAGCAGCUCAGCGGCUGGAUCAGCAGCGGCCGACCAAACCAGUUCUGGCUCACUGGUUUCUUCAACCCUCAGGGGUUCCUCACGGCGAUGCGUCAGGAAACAACUCGCGCCAACAUCUCCAGGGGCUGGGCCUUGGACACGGUUACCCUUAACAAUGAUGUCACCAGGAUGAUGAGGGAGGACGUGUUGGCUCCGCCCCCUCUGGAUGUGGGCGGGGUCUACAUCUACGGCCUCUUCCUGGACGGAGCGGCGUGGGACCGGCGAGCCGCCAAACUCACUGAGGCUCUGCCCAAGGUCCUCUUCACUCCUCUCCCCGUGGUCCACGUCUACGCCGUCAGCGCAGCCAACAUGGCCGACAGCAGGCGCCCGGCCGCAGCCGGCGCCAUCAGCCUGUACUCGUGUCCGGUUUACAAGAAGCCGCGCCGCACCGACCUGAACUUCGUCUUCUCGCUGACGCUCAGGAGUUCUCAGCCGGCCGAGCACUGGACGCUGCGAGGCGCCGCUCUGCUCUGCGACUGCAAGUGA
Messenger RNA from Pleuronectes platessa (European plaice), 14016 nucleotides. RefSeq names its product dynein, axonemal, heavy chain 5 like (gene dnah5l). NCBI's taxonomy places the organism in Eukaryota, Metazoa, Chordata, Actinopteri, Pleuronectiformes, Pleuronectidae. The transcript is spliced from 98 exons. Bases 1 to 14016 code for a protein of 4671 amino acids. Gene Ontology annotation, molecular function: dynein light intermediate chain binding; dynein intermediate chain binding; minus-end-directed microtubule motor activity. Gene Ontology annotation, cellular component: dynein complex. The record is from RefSeq and is a predicted model, not a curated record. Gene Ontology annotation, biological process: microtubule-based movement.